GCGCGGGGACGCGGGGCCGAGCCCCGGGCAGCGCCUUCCCCGAGCUUCAGCACCGCGGGCCGGACAGCGCCCGAGCGGCUCCCGCGGGGCCCCGCCGAGGGCCUCGAUCCCCCGCACGAUGUUCCUCCGGCUGGCGGUCGCGGUGCAGGUGCUGUCGCUGCUGGCGAGCCGCGCUCACGGCUUCCCCAGACCCGCGGGCAAAGAUAAAGCUAUACACAACAGACAAUUAAGUGUAGAAAGACCUUUGGAGGAACAGAUUGCUGAAGCUGAGGCAGACAGGAAUAGGAAAACAACUCCCACAGAAAAUAAGCCAGAGUUCAGGAAUUAUUCCUUUGUUGAUGACCUGAACCUGCUAAAAUCAGUAGCAGAAAGAGAGAGGAAUGAAAAGGAGAGGGAGUCAAUUAGAAGCUCUUUGUACGAACAGCAACUGGCCGUUGAUGAUGCAGACUCCACCAAGAACCGCAGGCUAGUGGAUGACUAUGACUCCACUAAAAGUGGGCUGGAUUAUAAAUUCCAAGAUGAUCCAGAUGGCCUCCAUCAAUUAGAUGGCACUCCUUUGACUGCUGAAGACAUUGUUCAAAAAAUUGCUGCAAGAAUUUAUGAGGAAAAUGACAGAGGAGUGUUUGACAAGAUUGUUUCAAAACUUCUAAAUCUGGGGCUAAUCACAGAGAGUCAGGCCUAUACCCUGGAGGAUGAAGUGGCAGAGGUUUUACAACAGCUAAUUGCAAAUGAAGCAAAGGAACGUGAGAAGGAGUCUGAAGACUUUGAUUACACUGCAAGCAGAGCAGACAGUGAUCCAAAGGAAAAGCAACAGGAAAGAAUGACACCAAGCAAAUCUUAUCAGGAUAGUAUCAUUAAUGGAGAGAUUGAUGAUACACUGGAUAACACAUGGUCAUCAUCUAAUAUCUUGGAAAGAAGAAAUGAGCUGCCUUCUGAAGAUAAUUUUGAAGACCUCCAAUACUUUCCAAAUUUUUACGCACUAUUAAAAAGUCUUAACUCAGAGACAGAGACAAAAGAGAAAGAGACCUUGAUAACUAUCAUGAAAACCCUGAUUGAUUUUGUGAAGAUGAUGGUUAAAUAUGGAACAAUCACACCAGAAGAAGGAGUUUCCUAUUUGGAAAACUUAGAUACAAUGAUAGCUGAGCAGACAAAGAAGAAGCUUGAGAACCCUUCCACUAAAACCAGAACAAAACUAACAGCAGACAAGAGUAGUGAAGAAGCAGACAGUACAAAGGAAGAAGCAGCUAAAAUGGAAAAGGAAUACGAAGUUUCAAAGGAUUCUACAAAAAAUGAAGGACAAAAUGCAGCAGGAAACAGUGAAGAGUCCGGAGGGAAAUCUGAGGCAUAUUUGGAAGCAAUCAGGAAGAACAUAGAAUGGCUGAAAAAACACAAUAAACAAGGUAACAAGGAAGACUAUGAUCUUUCAAAGCUGAGGGAAUUCAUUGAUCAGCAAGCUGAUGCUUAUGUGGACAAGGGCAUCCUGGACAAGGAGGAGGCUGAUGUAAUUAAACGCAUCUAUGGCAGCCUGUAAAAAGUCAGUGGCUGCCAGACAUGUAGAAAACUAGUCUAGUUUCCCCCACUCCUGGCUCAGUGACUUAUGAUCUCUUAAUUUGAGGAUAUCAUUAGAAAUGCUCUGUUUACAUUGUACUGACAACUUUCUAGACAGCAAUGAAGAGCUGUAGUGCUCCAUUCACCCCCUGCAUCCUGUAUUUUCCUACAUUCACAAAUCAACCCUAAACACCAAAUUCUGACAGUGAAUUUCUAUUGGAUAGGGUCCAUAUUUCUGUAAUGCUCUCUUUGAUUUAUUAUUUGUGUUUGGUUUACUUUUGUAGAUCAACCAAUUGUUUCUGAUGGAAAGUUCUUUUAAUGCUACAUCUUUUUGCUCUCACUCAACAAGCUUUCUAUAGAUGCAACUAUGUAAAGGGCAUUAUUAGAAAAUAGUUCAUAGUUCUCUAAAUAAAAUAUUUGAAAAUAAUUUACCUAAUAAAGUUUUCAUUAAUCUUAAUAUUAUUUUAUAUUCAGAAAUUUUGUGUUUAAAUCUUAAUAUCUUUUUUUUUGAUCCUUUUUUAUUUCUUUAAUUCUGUAAUUUGGACUGUAGUGACCUUAGCUAACUGAUAAAUCUUUGACAUUACCAUUGCCUUUCAUAUUACAGAGCUGUAUUCUCUUCUUCAGCAUGUAUGAACAUUCUCUUUGGUGCACCAUUUGAUGACUGUGCAUGCAUAAUUAGUUGAAUUCCUGAUGUGAGUAUCCUGACAGCAAGUGUAAAUAGCCAUUACUUUCUCUAAAGAAAAAAAAAAAAGGAAAGCAAUUCAAGUUAUUUUGCAUGGAAAGGGAAGUUUGCAACUAGAGAUGUUUUUAGGAACAUGGGCCUUGCUUUUCAGAAAGACUUAAAGAACCUAUCAUAUCUCAGUAUCUCUGAAUAUCAAGGCUGUGGUCUCUUUUCUGAUCUCUGCUCUGUGUUGAGCAGUAUCAUCUUGUAAAUUUUCUUUUUUUUUUUUUUUUGCCUAUAUAUGUUGUCAUUAGCCAAGAAUUUGGUACUUCCCAAUGAAAAAGGAAAACAAAAAUAUCACCCUCGUUCUUCUUCCUGAACUUACACAGUUUUGGAAGAAUGGCUUAUGGGGUCUUUUGUCUCUAAGUGAAUGGAUAAUUUUAUAUAUGAAGAACUCAUAAAGCAAGAUCAAAGGUAAGGAAGUUUUUAGAAAGGGAGAUUUUAAACUGAGUUCCAGAAGACAUAAGUCCUGAGACUUAUCACCUGCAGCAGUUAUUUGUGUAGGUGAACUCCAGGAAAGCCCUGUUCUCUUUAUUUACAGAUUCUUCCUUGAUAAUUGAGGUUAUCCCUCUCUGAUUUUUUAAAAAACACCUUAUGAUAUCUCUGAGAUUGAUACAGUUAAAAAAUGUCAGUUGAUGCAGAGGUUGGAAUCUGCCUGCAGUGAAGGGAGAUACUGACUUACAGCACUGCCUGCACAGCACAAAGUUCUCUAAAUGUUAAAACACUUCCUUGGGUCAUUUCCUUUCUCAUUUUCUCAGCACAGCUGGAGAUCAGGGAGGAAGAGAUUUGAGCAAUGAAGUAAACUCUGGAAUCCCUGAAAAACAUAAACGAUCAACUGAUUAUUGAUAAAUUCUCAAUUGAUAACCAAUAUUAAGUGAAUGUGAUGGUAGUGAGGUAUAACAGCAUAACUCUUUGCAAACUGAUGACACAUGAGCCAGUGGAUGGUUUCUGGCAGACACAGAGCACGUCACUGCCUGCUCACACACAUCCUGAUAUGAAUCACUGAAUUGCAGGAUCAGUCACUAAUGUUGAUUUAUUUUUUUAAGGCAAAAACUGUAUCCAAAAACGUAGUCAAUAUAAGCUUCCUCUUUAAAAAAAUAGUCCCUUAGAAACUCUGGAGAAAAUAAUUAGGGAAAAGAAUUCCUGUUGGUUUGAAUCGGUGUGUUUGUUCUCAUCCAAACCCUCUAAUUUGUUUAUUGUUAUUUGCUAAUGUUCCCAAAGAUCCAAAUUUCUUGUCCCUGUGGAUCUCAAUUGUGUUCUGCAACAGCUUGUGACUUAUUUUCCUAUGUGACUAUCACAAAGGAAAGCAGACUGAUUCCCAAAUAUGGAUUUUUGAAAGAAAUCAGGAGAAUGGUAACUAACUAACUGUAGACCUUUAAAGCAGUGAUCCAGGAUCUGCACGUGAAAAAACAAAAAAGGACAAACUUUUCUUCCCCAAUGGUUACUUUAAAAAAGACCCCAAAUUUUCUUCUCCUGUCAAUACAAUGAGUAAUAUAAUGAUAUUUUCAAUUUUCAUUGUAAGUUAGUUUCUUGCUUUGGUCUCUCAUGAGUCUGGUACUAAUGGGAAGAUGUCAUCAACCAGUGACCUGUGAUUAUGAACAGUAUGUGUCCAUGAAAAGGGUGGUGCCAUAUUUGUUAAUCUCUCAGUUUUGCAAAUUCUAUCACUUCAACAAAGUAUCAAUGACAUAAUUUAGAGGAAAAAAAAGUCCCAACAAUGGGUGUGACCUGAUUGUAUUUCAGAGUAUGCAUGUUCUUGGACUGUUCUUACACUGCUGCUGUGCAUCACUUGGGGUACACACUUAGAUAAUUGGACCAACCUGAUGAGUAGCUGAGAACAGAGAAGCCUCUGAUGGAUAAACCAGCAAUCCCAGCUAUGGUUCCUCAAAUUAGAUUCACUUCCCAGCCUGCCCAAGCCCACUAAACUUGUUAUUUGAGUGCUUCACAUACUGGUUUCAUUGCUGGUACAUUGGAUGAACAUCACACCUUUCAGAACUAGACAGUGAACACCCAGCCAGCCUGAUGAAUCAUCCUGCAUUUUUAAGGGGCUGUGACUUGUGCUAAAUAAAAUCAAACCAAGUGACGCAGGUUUCAACCUGCACUACAGAUCAGUCCUUGUUUUUCUGGGAACACUUCGAGCACAUUAGGACUGGACAUCCCCUGCUGAUGUGUUUAGCCCAUAAUUAGUAAAUCUAAUUAUUGCAUUCUUCCUGAUGAGAAAGGUAUCUUCAACACCUGCAUGUCUCUGGUUCUAAACUGACAAAAAUUGGUUUCUGUGUUGUUUAUAUCUCUGCUGGAUCCUUCAGAAAUCCUUCAGUCCUAAAUUAUCACUGAAAAUGUAACAAUACAAUAUAUAUGGUAUUCACCUUUUGAGCUUUUCUAAUAGACUAUUGUUUCUGAUACUGUACUUUAUUAAACACUUUACUACAAGCUA
Neopelma chrysocephalum (saffron-crested tyrant-manakin) is the source of this 4700-nucleotide messenger RNA. It is a transcript of the gene SCG3, whose product is annotated as secretogranin III. The record is from RefSeq and is a predicted model, not a curated record. Gene Ontology annotation, cellular component: secretory granule membrane. NCBI's taxonomy places the organism in Eukaryota, Metazoa, Chordata, Aves, Passeriformes, Pipridae. The coding region runs from base 119 to 1531 and encodes 470 amino acids. The transcript has 12 exons. Gene Ontology annotation, biological process: protein localization to secretory granule.